UCUAAUAUUUUUCAUAGGUGAAAAAGAAGACAGCCCCCUCACUUCCGAUUCUUCCCCCUUACCAAACACAAUUUCUCUCCUUCUUUCCAAUUUUCUUCAAAAAUACAGAGAGAAGAAAAAGAGCAUAAUUACGUUGUGGAAGGCAGACAGAGAGAGAGAGAGAGAGAGAGAGAGCCAGGAAUUUUCUGGAAUCUUUAAUCAAUCUUUUUUUUUUUUUGGCUUCAGUUCACAGAAGAGUGUUUUCCAAGUUUUUUGUUUCUUGUUUUUUUUUUUUCCUUUUUGCUCCUUGAUUCGGUCAACGGCCAAUAUGUGUGUGAUUUUGGAGGUCCGUUUCAGACUGAAUUGAUGGCUCCACGAUUCGUCAUGGGGAAGAUUGAUACGAUUUGGGGGAUUUAGCUCGUUUAAUCUGAAGGAGCUAGGGAAAAAGAAGAACAAAAACAAAGAAAGGAAAAUGAUGGAGCGAUUAAUCUCCGUCACUUUAUGGUUGAUUUUGGUGUUGGAUUUGGCUUUCAGAGUCGCGGGAAAUGCGGAAGGUGAUGCUUUGAAUGCAUUGAAGACCAAUUUAGCUGACCCUAAUAAUGUGUUGCAAAGUUGGGAUGCAACCCUUGUUAAUCCUUGCACAUGGUUUCAUGUUACAUGUAAUAGUGAAAAUAGUGUAACAAGAGUUGAUCUUGGAAAUGCAAAUCUAUCUGGUCAAUUGGUUUCACAGCUUGGGCAGCUUACCAAUUUGCAGUAUUUGGAGCUUUAUAGUAAUAACAUAACUGGGAUAAUCCCGGAGGAGCUUGGAAAUUUGACAAACCUGGUGAGCUUGGAUCUUUACUUGAAUGGUUUAAACGGGCACAUUCCAACUACUCUGGGCAAGCUUACAAGACUGCGUUUCCUGCGUCUCAACAACAACAGUUUGUCAGGACAAAUUCCUAUGUCCUUAACUACUGUUAACUCACUGCAAGUACUGGAUCUUUCAAACAAUCUGCUAGUAGGAGAUGUUCCAGUCAAUGGUUCCUUUUCAUUAUUCACUCCUAUCAGUUUUGCUAAUAAUCUACUCAAUAAUCCUCCACCUGCUCCACCGCCUCCUAUCUCACCUACGACUCCAACUCCAUCAGGUAAUAGUGCCACUGGUGCUAUUGCUGGAGGAGUUGCUGCUGGUGCUGCCCUGUUGUUUGCUGCUCCUGCAAUUGUACUUGCUUGGUGGCGAAGAAGGAAACCACAAGAUCAUUUCUUUGAUGUACCUGCUGAGGAGGACCCAGAAGUUCAUUUGGGACAACUUAAAAGGUUUUCUUUGCGUGAACUACAAGUGGCAACGGAUAAUUUUAGCAACAAAAGCAUUCUGGGUAGAGGUGGUUUUGGUAAAGUUUAUAAAGGUCGCUUAGCUGAUGGUUCUCUAGUGGCAGUAAAAAGACUGAAAGAAGAGCGUACUCAAGGUGGAGAGCUGCAGUUCCAAACAGAAGUAGAAAUGAUAAGUAUGGCUGUGCAUCGGAAUCUACUACGCCUCCGUGGCUUUUGCAUGACGCCUACAGAACGGCUGCUAGUCUAUCCCUAUAUGGUUAAUGGUAGUGUUGCAUCCUGUUUAAGAGAGCGUCUGGAGUCUCAAGCACCGCUUGAUUGGGCUAUAAGGAAACGGAUUGCAUUGGGAGCUGCAAGGGGGCUUUCAUAUUUGCAUGAUCAUUGUGACCCUAAGAUUAUACACCGUGAUGUGAAGGCUGCAAAUAUAUUGUUGGAUGAGGAAUUUGAAGCAGUUGUUGGAGACUUUGGGCUGGCCAAACUGAUGGAUUACAAAGAUACUCAUGUCACAACUGCUGUUCGUGGCACUAUUGGUCAUAUAGCCCCUGAGUACCUAUCAACUGGAAAGUCAUCAGAGAAAACUGAUGUUUUUGGGUACGGUGUUAUGCUUCUUGAACUCAUUACAGGACAGAGGGCUUUUGAUCUUGCUCGGCUGGCAAAUGAUGAUGAUGUCAUGUUACUUGAUUGGGUAAAAGGGCUUCUGAAAGACAGGAGGUUGGAAACGCUGGUUGAUGCUGAUCUCCAGGGUAAUUACAUAGACGAAGAAGUGGAACAGCUAAUCCAAGUGGCUCUUCUGUGCACUCAAGGCUCCCCAAUGGAACGGCCUAAGAUGUCUGAAGUGGUCAGGAUGCUGGAGGGCGAUGGCUUGGCUGAAAGAUGGGAAGAGUGGCAGAAAGAGGAAAUGUUCCGCCAAGAGUUUAACCAUAUGCACCACCCAAAUGCUAAUUGGAUUAUUGCAGACUCCACUUCUCACAUCCCUCCAGAUGAAUUGUCUGGUCCCAGAUGACCCACUUCUGCAAAUACAAGUCUUCAGGCAACUGGUUUUUUGUAUGUUAGAGUCGCAGCAGCAUUGUUCACAUUUGUGCAUAUAGUUUUCUCGCUCUCUCUCUCUCUCUCUUUCUCUCUCUCAUUUUGGGGGCCCAUUUAUCCUGUCGUGUAAUUUAUAAUUACAUGUUGUAUGAUGGACUUGUUUGCUGUAAUUUUUAUAGGGUUGGGAAACUGCAAUCAAGAAAUAUUAGGUGCUAGAAAAAAGAACCACGCCAAGAAGGGCGAUAGACGCACCCAUGUUAUUUUCAGGUACUAAAACGUUAGUGAAGACUGUUACACGAAUAAAUACAUAAAUCGUUUACCGCAGCUAUUUUCUAUU
This is a messenger RNA of Theobroma cacao (cacao), 2647 nucleotides long. RefSeq names its product BRI1-associated receptor kinase (gene BAK1). The record is from RefSeq and is a predicted model, not a curated record. Gene Ontology annotation, molecular function: protein kinase activity; ATP binding. Lineage: Eukaryota; Viridiplantae; Streptophyta; Magnoliopsida; Malvales; Malvaceae. Gene Ontology annotation, biological process: protein phosphorylation.